AGCUUCACGACUGAGGCGUUCACCCUGCUGGGUAUUGGUUUGGGCUUCAUCAUCCUUCGAUCGUAUGCUCGGAUCUCUGCUGUGGGAUUUCGGAGACUCGAGGCAGAUGACUAUCUCAUGGUCGUAGCCGCGAUCGCAUACUCGAUAGAAACAGCACUCGCAUAUUCCGUUGGGGCUUUCUGGCAUGGGUUAGCCAACAAUGGCAUGACGGAUGAACAAAGAAAAGCCCUUGAUCCGAGCAGCGAAGAGUAUAGGCUGCGAGUCAACGGGUCCAAGACACAGAUUGCAGGAUGGUCAACCUACACAUUCCUGCUCUGGGUCCUCAAAGCGGCCAUGUGCAGUUUCUACCUGCGACUCACUGAGGGUCUGGACAACUAUCGGGCGAGGAUCUUUAUCGGCUUCGGGCUCAUCUUUGUGACUUGGGUCACAGUCCUGUUGUCUAUCCUGCUGGGAUGUCAGCCGUUCCACAAGAACUGGCAAAUUUACCCCGAUCCCGGGAAUUACUGCCAGCCAGCGAUUUCGAACAUUGACAUCUUCGUGACGGUUGUGCUCAAUGCGGCGACCGACUUAUACCUGCUGUCGAUUCCAGUGCCGAUGCUCUGGUCAGCACGGCUUCCAAUGCCUAAGAAGCUUGGACUGAUCUUUCUCUUUUCUGGCGGCAUCUUUGUUACUGCAGCUGGUAUUCUGCGAUGUGUUUUGAUCGUGACGAACCCAUUGACGGGCGCUCAGCAGGCUGGUUCCUGGGCUGUGCGAGAAACGUUUGUGGCAGUCGUGACAACGAACCUGCCCAUGAUUUUCCCAUUCAUUAGACGUCAGCUGUCGCCCAUUCUU
Fusarium vanettenii 77-13-4 is the source of this 831-nucleotide messenger RNA. RefSeq lists its product as uncharacterized. Lineage: Eukaryota; Fungi; Ascomycota; Sordariomycetes; Hypocreales; Nectriaceae. The record is from RefSeq and is a predicted model, not a curated record. The annotation marks the transcript as partial. The transcript is spliced from 4 exons.